UCUCUCUCAUUCGCUCUCUCUCUCUCCUUCUCUCUCUGGCAAAGUGGUUUCAACAUCUCACAAGUCUCCUCCACCCUCCUCAAGCAUGGCUGACCAGCGCCCAACACGCAAGAAGCAUCGCAACCGCUGUAGCUUCUACCACUGCCGGCGAAAGGAUCACGAGAUGCAAGAUGGUGCCGUCUAUGUUGGCAAGGCGCGCAGGGAGCAGAUUCUUCGAGGACCAGGUGGCUGGCCUGCGCCCGAGCAUCAGAGUUCGAUUGAGAGAGAUCAGUUCGACAAGGAGCUCGCGAAGGCCCGUGCAGUCGUUUGUGCUGCGCACCUCAACGAAAGAGGCCACGAAAAACGCCUUCAACGCGCGCGCAAGCCCUUCUCUCCGGCAGACUUCAGGUCGUUUUACCCCCACGCUUCACAAGCCGCAUCGGGCGACGAACACACCACAGCCGCCGAUGCAGAGAAGGAUUCAGCAGCAACAUGCACAAAACCACAAAGUGAUUGGGGUUGA
Messenger RNA from Salpingoeca rosetta, 502 nucleotides. RefSeq lists its product as uncharacterized. The record is from RefSeq and is a predicted model, not a curated record. NCBI's taxonomy places the organism in Eukaryota, Choanoflagellata, Craspedida, Salpingoecidae. The transcript has 2 exons. Bases 86 to 502 code for a protein of 138 amino acids.